Messenger RNA from Aureobasidium subglaciale EXF-2481, 1590 nucleotides. RefSeq lists its product as uncharacterized. Gene Ontology annotation, biological process: regulation of DNA-templated transcription. NCBI's taxonomy places the organism in Eukaryota, Fungi, Ascomycota, Dothideomycetes, Dothideales, Saccotheciaceae. The record is from RefSeq and is a predicted model, not a curated record. The coding region runs from base 57 to 1535 and encodes 492 amino acids. Gene Ontology annotation, molecular function: DNA-binding transcription factor activity, RNA polymerase II-specific; zinc ion binding. The transcript is spliced from 2 exons.
UGCGAACGCGACCAAGUGCCAAUUUUCGGACUCUUCUGGUCAGUCGGGUCUUCAGAAUGAACGCGCUGAUAGCUUCGACGAGCGGAGCGGCGGCAUCAGCCCCAACACAGCCCAAGGCUCGACGACCGCACCGGCCUCGCAAAGACUACACCAAUUUGGACACGGUAUUUGACUCGCUCGACGACCUCAAAACCGCCCUACGCCACUACAUGGACAAUGCCACCGUCCCCGACGCCCUCCCGCAGUACAUCUCGUGUGCUAUGACCUUGUCGACCCAUGCCGCCCUACCUCUCAAAUCUCUCGCCGAACUACCUAGCCCUCGCCGCCAGCCCAGCUACGUGCCUUUCGAUGGGUUUGGCGACGAGCUAGGCCUCGCCGGGCAAGAUCUCGGCCCUGUUGCCCACGACCAGCAUGACCAAGAGCAGCAGUUGGCGUACAAGACUGUGUUUGAGCUAGUCAACAUCGAUAAUCUCAAGCAGCGGCAGACGUGGCAGCGCGCUGCAGCAAAAGGUAUCGUCCAGCAGAUCCAGGACCUCGAUGGCUUCAAGUACUGCUUCAACAACAACUGGUCUAGCAAGGACGACAACGGCUACCGCUACUCGUACACUUGUCUCGACUCGCUGGAGAACAAGGACAGGCAUGCCAACGGCUUCCGCGCUACCAACGCCGCGACUCGUCGCCCUGGCGCAAACACCCGUGGUGUCCGAAAGCCCACCUACGACUGCAAGGGCCAAAUUGCUGUCAAGUUUUCUGCUCUCCGCCAGUCCGUCGAAGUUGUCUACAAGCACCACGCCAUCCACAAAACAGUCGCCGAAAGACGUCCACCUCCGCGCAAAGACGCGAAACGAAGGUCCAUAACACAGCAAUCCUCAGCGACCACACCUGACACAAGCCUGCUUGCCCUCGCAGAUCAGGAUGCUCACGAAAGCUCGUUCGUCCUUGAUGACAUUGACCACUCUGUCUUCCAGUCUUAUGCCAACGCUGUAGAGCUUCCCGUCGCGCCAAAACCAAUUCGAAGGAUCAAGGACCUUAGUGUACGGCCGCAGCCUAAGCGUCAGAAGAUACAGUCUGCUCCACCGGCAGAGCAGCCUGAGCGCCCUCUGUCCCUGGUCGAGAUCCUCCAGCAAUCUAUGACUCCAUCUGACACUGGCCCUGCGGCUCGCGAACAUCAUGCCCGUUCGUCACCAUCACCUCCUCCAGCAGCCUCCCUUUGGCAUACACCGUCCGCAGCAGCUGUCUCUAGCUCGUUCAACGCUAUGUCCAGCCACUAUCCCUCUCGCCCGAGCUUCACCUCCGGUCACCAACAAUUGCAACCACCGGAUGUUGGACGUUUCUCCAAGCUUGCGGUUCCGUGUUUCAAGUGCAAGGCCGCACACAGCCAGUGUGAUGGUGUGCAGCCAGUCUGUAAUUCCUGCCAGCUGCGGGGAACUGUUUGUAAUUAUCCUUCUGUUCUGAGGUUUGACAAGGCACCUGUUCCAGACUCACGCUGGAUCCAAGGUACGUCGCCGCCUGCUCUAGAAGUAGUCGGCCGCUGACAGAAACCAAGUUCAACCUACACAGAAUGGACGUGGUGUGUUUCGCGUGAGCCAA